Messenger RNA from Polypterus senegalus (gray bichir), 1506 nucleotides. RefSeq names its product NACHT, LRR and PYD domains-containing protein 12-like. Gene Ontology annotation, cellular component: cytoplasm. NCBI's taxonomy places the organism in Eukaryota, Metazoa, Chordata, Cladistia, Polypteriformes, Polypteridae. The coding region runs from base 1 to 1506 and encodes 501 amino acids. The transcript is spliced from 5 exons. The record is from RefSeq and is a predicted model, not a curated record.
AUGAUUGAAUAUGACAUCACAAGUAUCCUACAGAACCUGGUCACCAAGAACGUGCUCACCAAUGAUGAGGCAAAGAAAUUCAAGGCCAAAGAAGAGCAAGAGGAGCGAGCAGGUGUGGAGUCCUUCAUCAGUGACAUAAUGAACAAAGACAACAUAGUGCUGGUUAACCUGUGGGAGGCACUGGCUGAAGAACUUGUAAGAUUUCCAUCACCAAACCUGACAAGAAUAUUGAAGGAGGUGACAGAGGGAGGAAUGGACCUCUUGCUUGACAUUCAGGUCAGUCUCCAGCCCUAUCCCAUUAAUGAUCAUAUUAAAGACAUCCACAAGACACACAGAUGUGGUGUUUUUGAAUCCACAAGGACUCUGGAGGAUCAGGCAUCUCCUGGAGAUCCACAUACCAGAGUUGUGGGCUUUGAGAAUCGAUACACAGAGCUGAUGGUUAUUGACCAGUACAGAAGGACAUAUAAUGAGAGGCACCAUGAACUGGAGAAGACUGGAAGGGUGCAUGCAGAGCUAAUAGAGGAGCGGACAAAAGUGAAAUGUGAGCGAAUCUGGACAGAGCAGCUUUUUAGAAGAAGUGCAGGAAGUGACAUAGACUCUCACAUUGUAGUGGUCAGUGGGGUGGCUGGAAUUGGGAAGACCACCAUGGUUCAGAAGAUCAUGUCUGACUGGGCCAGAGGCACUCAGUACCAGAGGUUUGCAUUUGUGUUUCUGUUUAAAUUCAGGGAUUUGAACCUACUAGACACGGAGAAAGAGCCACAGAUGCCUCUGACCAGGCUGAUUGUAAGGCACUAUAAAUAUCUCAAUGACCUGAGACUAAGUGAAAUCCUUCAGAAGCCUGAAUCUCUCCUUUUUAUUUUUGAUGGACUGGAUGAGUACAAACACAAACUGGACUUCACACAGACACGGCUCUGCUCAGAACCAAAUGACUACUUUCCUGUCCAUACUGUGGUCACCAGCUUGGUCAGGAGGACAUUACUGAAGGGUUGUACAGUCUUGAUAACAACCAGACCAACAGCCUUGGUCUUUUUAGACAAGGUGAGAGUUGAUCGAUUUGCAGAGAUCCUGGGGUUCUUCCCUGAACAAAGGCUGAUGUACUUUAAGAAGUUCUUUGGUGAUGCUGAUCAGGGCUCUGAAGCUUUUCAGUAUGUUGAGGAGAACGCCAUCCUGUACACCAUGUGCUUCAACCCCUCGUACUGCUGGAUUAUCUGCUCUGUGCUGAAGAGCCACUUCAUGACACCUGAAGAAGAGCGAGGAGCUGCCCCCAGAACUGUCACCGAGCUCUUUGUGAUGUUCCUUCAUAACAUCCUCACCAAUCACAAACGAGCUAAAGACCAGAGGGAAUUCUGGGUUCCUCAAAGAAAUCCUUCAGAGAGAAAGCGCUCUGGAGCACACGACAUACACAUUCUACCACCUCACCCUCCAGGAGUUCAUGGCCGCCUGCUCCUUCUACCUCAGGUCAUCAGGGAGUGUCAAGGAGCUACUUGUGAAGCUGGACGCAUGUGA